Molecule: messenger RNA, 1317 nt
Organism: Acanthoscelides obtectus
Lineage: Eukaryota; Metazoa; Arthropoda; Insecta; Coleoptera; Chrysomelidae
Source: the annotation of a GenBank genome assembly
AUGAAACGACGCCAACGUGUUGCUUAUUUCAGUAGCUUCUAUAUCGUCAUUGCAAUAGGUCGUGCUUUUACGACAGCGCGGAAUCACGUGUUUUUUAAGGUUACGUUAUUAUUUUCGCAUUUGUUUACAAGCGUGAAACUGUUACAAAAUAUUUGUAUACAAAUGGUGCGAAAUUACGUUCGUAAAACCGAUAGAGGCGGUUGGACGGAAGAGCAGAUGUAGAAUGCUGUUUUAGCUGUAGUGGAAAAUAAAAUGGGUUAUUACUUAGCUGCAAAAUCUUUUGAGGUUCCUCAAACUACGUUGGAACGAAAAGUAAAAUUGGCUAGAGAAAAAAUGGACAAUUUACAAAAACUAAAAGUACCUCUGGGUUCAAAAUCUGGCCAUGCAAUCCUACUGUCUUCACUGAAUACGAUUUUAUCGCUUCUGAGACCACUAAUACAAAUUUAGUACAGGAUCAAUUACCCCAAGCUAAUUUUCUCCAAAAUCCAGCGGAAAGUACAAACCCAAGAUUAAAUGAGAGCAAUCCUAAUACAUCGACGCAAUCAUCAAGCACCACACAGUCUCAGUCCUCCAGUCCUCAGCCAGGUUGUACAUUUUGGAACACAAGUCGAGAGGAACAAAUUCAUUCGCCAACAUAAAAUACGUCAUUUACACUAGUUAGUCCUAAGCAGCUACUGCCACCACCGGUUACCACAAAGAAAAACAGAAUCAAAACUAGGAAAAAAGGGAAGACUCUAGUUAUAACCUCUUCGCCUUAUAAGGAGGAGCUUGAGAAGGAAUUACAAGAAAAACAACAGAAGGAGCAACUAAAAGUCAAAAGGAGCAUCGAUAGACAAAUGAAGUAAGAAGAAAACCAGAAAAUCAGAUAAGCUAAAAAGGAAAGCGUCCCAGACAUGAGUCAACUGACGAAAGCGACGAUGAGGAAGACACCUCACGUCUCUAUUGCAGUGGAUUAUAUUCCGAAUCUGUAGGGGGCUGGAUAAACUGUAUAAAGUGUAAUAAAUGGGCGCAUUGCGGUUGCGCAGACGUUGAGGAUGAUGACGAUGAAGCCGCGCACAUCUGUUUAUUGUGUAAACCCAAGAAAUAGUUCUUUUGGUACUAUGAGCUUCAGUCCCUUUAAGUUUUAUUAGGCAAUCCAAUUUUAUUUUGGUUAAAUGUUGUUUAAUUCUUUUCAUGUUGACAUUAUAUUAUAAACCCCCUAUGGGGCAAGACGGGGAAAAUCUUACUUUUUCAGUUUUCCCAGUUUAAAAAAAAAUAAUUUGUUUUCGGCUAUUAUUUGUACACUUAUAACCAAUGAAUACUAUAAAAUAAAAAAUA